Messenger RNA from Pezoporus flaviventris, 1700 nucleotides. It is a transcript of the gene HHLA1, whose product is annotated as HHLA1 neighbor of OC90. The transcript has 16 exons. The record is from RefSeq and is a predicted model, not a curated record. The coding region runs from base 163 to 1527 and encodes 454 amino acids. Lineage: Eukaryota; Metazoa; Chordata; Aves; Psittaciformes; Psittacidae.
AUUCUUAUGCAAAUAAAUAUGAAUUUAAAAGCAGUUGUAGCAAUGUAAUUGCUGUGUAAUUGUAACAUGGGCAUAUUUUCACAUUAACGUGGAAUAUUUCCUUAGACCCGGUGUAUCAUGGUGUGUUUAAAAUGAGAGAUGACCUUUGGAUGCUGGAACUGAAUGAAGAGCAUCCAAACCUGCUGGAAGUCAGAGUCCAGAAUGCAGUGGUUCUGCUGGCAUGUGGCAGUGAAGAUGAGCCUGGGAUUUCUGUGUCUCCUUCUGGUUUUCAACACAGCUUCCUGCAUAAGAAGAGAAAACAAGAAAGAGAAGCAAGUGGCAGUGCUGGCUACCGCAGAGCUGCCUGCGAAGUCCGUGGAUCUGGCUGCUGUUAACCUGACAGAGCUGGUGAAUGGAAUGCUAAACACGGUGCUCAGAGGUACCAAAAAGCUCUUCUCUUUGCUGAGCAUCACGUCUUACAGCUCAUUUGCCUUCCACAAAGUAUCAGUCACCAUUUAUAACAUUUCCAAUGUGAAAAAUGUUGACCCUGGCAAGUUCCCUAUGCGUUACUGCUACUGUUUGAACAAUGUGACAAAUGACUUGACAGAUUUCACAGCUUUACUUGUUGAUAUUACUGGAAACUCCACCAGUUAUCUCACAGAAAUAUUCAAAUCCACUUCUAUUCUCUCAGUGCGUCAGAGCAAUGAUUCAGAUUGUAUCUACAUCUGUGUGAUGACAGGGCAGACAGGGAGAAAUCUGUCUGACUUUUGGGAAGUGCUGGAGAAAUCCCCUGUUAUUAAUUAUACAUUUUCCAGUAACACAUCUUCUGACCUGGAUGCAGACUCGAUGUUUUCAAGUGUCAUGAAUUUACAGGAAGACCCAAAGAAAACAGUGGAUCCAUCAGCAGAACGUGUGUGGACAUUUAAAACUACCAGGAUCCCUCUUGCCCAGAAAGGGGAGGAAAUCACCACCACGAGGUCCCCACCAUGGCCAAAGACGGUUGGAGUGAAAGAACUGUGGUUUCCACCACUACAUGUGGACGCUUCCGGACCACUCGGCACAGCUGGACCCCAUUUGACUGCAGGGGGGAGCUCAACCCCAUCACCAGCCCUGCAGCCCAGUGACAUGGAUGCAUUUUGGAUGCAGACAGUGUCUCCUCAAGAAACCAGCAAAAUCAUACAAACAGAGCCAGAUUUGUCUUCUGCACUGCUGUCUGUGCCACCCUACAGGCCUGGUGUGAGCCUGAAGCUUUACUCAGCUACCAGGUGUUCACAGGCGAUGCUCAAAGACUCCCGUGUGACCUCGCCUCCUGUCACUCUUCUAGUGCAGAAGAUCAAUCCCUGUGUGAUGGAGCUGUGUAGGUUUUUCCAGCUGUGCCUCUGUGUUGGUCAGAGGAGAUACUUCAGGAAGGAAGGCAUGAGGUACUGUGUUGAAUACUAUUCCUGGUUCUUGAAAAAUGCAAAUUAUGUCUGUGCAAGAGUCAAAAGAGUUGCUUACUCCCAAACACUGAAACAAAAAUGCCUUAAAAGCAUCUGUACGUCGGUCUAGAGCACUGGGGAAUUAUCCUGUGUAUUGGAAGAUCGUUGGCAGUUUUAGUUGUCUCCUUAGUGUAAAAAUGAGGAUGAAACAUGUUAUUUGCAAAUAUUUAUAACAAGGCAAGCUAUUAACCAUAUGCUAACAUAGAAAUGUGUCUUCCAUUAAGGCAUUGCAAAAUUAAUGUG